Molecule: messenger RNA, 1030 nt
Organism: Paramecium pentaurelia
Lineage: Eukaryota; Ciliophora; Oligohymenophorea; Peniculida; Parameciidae
Source: the annotation of a GenBank genome assembly
UAUGAAUUUGCAAAACCUUCUAUAAUAAUUUGGAGCAGCUCAUGGAAAUGCAGCACCAGAAACCUCUUUACCAGAUACUGCAGAAUAAGUUACAAUAAGUGCUCUAGCAUUGAUUAAAAUGCUUAAAGUAAUUGCAUCAAAUUAUUUGAUAGCAUGCUAGAGCAGGCAUUCCUUUUGAAGUCAUGGGUCUACUAUUAGGUGAUAUAGUAGAUGACUAUCAUAUCAGAGUCUAUGAUGUAUUUUCAAUGCCCUAAACUGCCAGCAGUGUUUCUGUAGAAUCUGUAGAUCCUAUUUUUUAAUAAAAAAUGGUUGAAUUACUUAAUUUAACUGGUAGAAUGGAAAAUUGUAUAGGAUGGUAUCAUUCACAUCCAUCAUAUGGUUGUUGGCUAUCAAGUGGUACAUAUUCAUAUACUAUUAUUUGCAAGUCGAUAUCAAUACAUAAUAAUCAUAUGAAUAGUUAAAUAAGAAAUCUAUAGCUGUAGUUAUUGAUCCAAUUUAAUCAGUUAGAGGCAAAGUCGUUAUUGAUGCAUUUAGAUUGAUUCCUUAAUCAAGUAUGAUUACUCAAUAAGAACCACGAUAAACCACAUCAAAUUGUGGUCAUCUUCAAAAACCUGGACUUGAAGCAUUAUUAAGAGGACUUAAUAGAUACUAUUAUUCAAUUAAUAUUAAAUUUAAAUGCAAUGAUUUGGAAUAGAAGAUGCUUUAAAAUUUAUAUAAAAAUAGUUGGACUGAAGGAUUAAAGUAAUUAAAAUAUAUAUGAUUAGAUGUAAUUCUUCAAUAAUGAAUAGUAAUAGAAAUGAAUAAUGUGUUGAAGAAAUGUCAAAAUUGGCAUUAGAAUAUUAAAAAUUAAUUGGUAUUUAAUUUUGUUAACAUUUUAGAUGAUGAAUCAAAAAAAGGAGAAUAGGAAACUAAAAUUAAGAAUACAGGAAAAAAGGAUCCUAAAAGACAUUUAGGAUUAAAGGUUGAUGAAUUGUUAGAUGAAAAUCUUAAUGCCAUUUUAGGAAGAAUGAUGGCUACUAAAGCAUUUUGA